AUGGCAGACUAUUUAUCACGCUCUCCGACCGAUGAAUUCGAAGAAGAUCCAGACGAAUACACCAGUACAUCGUCACAAUCUACACAAACCGAUGAUAUACACCCAAUUCAAACUCAAAUUCACCAGAUCGUCGGAUCGGUGACGACACGCGCUCAAGCAAAACAAAGUUUUCAAGGUGAUAAUAAGAGGAACGCGGUAUUAGAUCGUUCCUCCCAAGCAUGA
Messenger RNA from Didymodactylos carnosus, 222 nucleotides. Lineage: Eukaryota; Metazoa; Rotifera; Eurotatoria; Philodinida; Philodinidae. The record is from the annotation of a GenBank genome assembly.